Gymnodraco acuticeps is the source of this 7031-nucleotide messenger RNA. RefSeq names its product zinc finger MIZ domain-containing protein 1-like. The record is from RefSeq and is a predicted model, not a curated record. Bases 477 to 3698 code for a protein of 1073 amino acids. Gene Ontology annotation, molecular function: zinc ion binding; SUMO ligase activity. The transcript has 25 exons. Gene Ontology annotation, biological process: protein sumoylation; regulation of transcription by RNA polymerase II. NCBI's taxonomy places the organism in Eukaryota, Metazoa, Chordata, Actinopteri, Perciformes, Bathydraconidae.
CUCAGUCAGCAGAUGGCCGCAGAGCUGAGCCUCAGUCCGGCUCCCGGCUCUCUCCUCAUGGCUUCUCCGCAGAAAAAUCCGCGACACAUUUUGUCAGCAGCCACCGAGCAUGGGUCCCUUUGGUAAUAGAAUAGCCAAUGUAAUUUGACACUUCAACUUACUGCGCUCUCUCCGAGUCUAUUCAGUUACUCACCCACUGACGUUGAGCCCAUUCUCAGUGGCCGUGAGGGGGGAAGAUAUUUAAAAACAAGAGCCGAAAAUUACCGAGGACUUUCUCCGCUUUGUAACCCGGGGCAGAAGACGUGAGGCGCUGAAGUGUUUGUCCUCCUGGUGUGUGAAUGGGUGGGGGGGUCCUGCGUGGUGGAGAAUCAAGGAUUGAAGUCAUCACAGUUGGCUGAUGUCUGAAGGUUGCAGGGCUGGUCAGGAACGCUUCAGUUUAAUGGCUGGCAGGUAGAGGCCGAAGAGGGACAAUCAACAUGAACUCCAUUCCGUCUAUGGACAGACACAUACAGCAGACAAAUGACCGUCUGCUGUGCAUCAAACAGCACUUACAAAAUCCAGCAAAUUUCCACACAGCAGCGACAGAGUUGCUGGACUGGUGUGGUGACCCCCGAGCCUUCCAGCGCCCCUUCGAGCAAAGCCUGAUGGGAUGCCUAACGGUGGUCAGCCGGGUAGCAGCGCAGCAAGGCUACGACUUGGACCUGGGCUACCGGCUCCUGGCCGUGUGCGCUGCCAACAGGGACAAGUUCACUCCAAAAUCAGCAGAAACCAGCUGCUGCAGGAGGUGUCAGUCUGACUCAGCUCUUCUGUCCUCGUGGUGUGAGGAACUUGGACGCCUCCUCCUCCUCCGUCACCAGAAGAGCAGGCAGAACGAGCCUCCGGGAAAAGUGCCCAUGCAGCCCCCCAUGAGCUCCAUGAAGCCCGGCCUCUCACACGGCAGAGAUGGGUCUUUCCCCUACGACUCAGUUCCCUGGCAACAGAACACCAAUCAGCCUCCAGGUUCGUUGUCGGUGGUUACCACCGUCUGGGGCGUGACCAACACGUCGCAAAGCCAGGUGUUGGGGAACCCCAUGGUGAACAACAACAACAUGAACCCUGGGGGCAACCCAAUGGGAUCGGGUAUGUCUGGGAACAAUCCCGGGAUGAACUCCCCUCAGUUCUCCGGUCCUCAACAGCAGUUCCCCAACAAAGGCAACUCCAACCAGGGCUACAUGCAGCAGGGCAUGUACGGACGACCCAACUACCCUGGAGGAGGGGGCUUUGGUGGCAAUUACCCUGGAGGGCCUAACGGUGGACCCGGAGGAAUGGGCAUGCCUCCACACUCCCGCCCUCAGUCAGACUUCACCCAGCCUGCCGCUGCUGCCGCCGCCGCCGCAGUUGCUGCCGCUGCCGCCACGGCAACCGCCACGGCCACAGCGACAGUAGCUGCCAUGCAGGAAACCCAGAACAAGGACAUGAGUCAAUAUGGACCGAUGAGUUCCUCUUUCCAGAUGGGACCAAACCAGGCGUACAGCAGCCAGUUCAUGAACCAGCAAGGACCCCGCGGCCCUCCGUCCAUGCCUGGGAACAUGGGCGGUGGCAUGAACCCAUCCAACAUGAGCGGGCCCCCCAUGGGAAUGAACCAGCCCAGGGGCCAAGGCAUGGGGCCUUUCAAUGCCCACGGCCAAAGGAUGCCCCAGCAAGGCUAUGCAGGACCCCGGCCUCAGGGCAUGGGUAUACAGGGCAUGAAAAGGCCGUACCCAGGGGAGCCAAACUAUGGUGGGCAGCAGUAUGGACAAAACGGCCAGUUCCCUACCCAGCAGGGACCAUACCCCACACCCAACCCCUCGAGGCCGAUGUCAUCCCCCACUUACCCCGGCCAGAGGAUGCCAGGACAGCAGCUGCAGGGUCAAUACCCGCCCCCCAGUGGUGUCAUGGGCCAAUACUAUAAGCAAGAGCCACCUUUUAAUGGCCAAACAAAUAACUUCUCUGGGAGUGGAUAUCAGUACAGCCAGGGUAAUAUGAAUGGGCCUCCCAGACCGGUGGGUAACUACCCUCACUCCCCAGUGCCAGGCAACCCCACCCCUCCAAUGACCCCAGGAAGUAACAUCCCUCCAUACCUGUCGCCAAACCAGGACGUGAAACCACCCUUCCCUCCGGACAUCAAGCCAAAUAUCAACGCUCUCCCUCCCCCUCCAGCCAACCAGGAGGAGCUGCGGCUGACGUUCCCAGUGCGGGACGGAGUAGUCCUUGAGCCCUUCAGGCUAGAGCACAACCUGGCUGUCAGCAACCACGUCUUCCACUUACGGCCCUCGGUACACCAGACGCUCAUGUGGAGAUCGGACCUGGAGCUGCAGUUUAAGUGCUACCACCAUGAAGACCGUCAGAUGAACACCAACUGGCCGGCAUCAGUCCAAGUCAGCGUAAAUGCCACACCACUCACCAUCGAGCGGGGCGACAACAAGACCUCCCAUAAACCCCUGCACUUGAAACACGUAUGCCAACCAGGAAGGAACACGAUCCAGAUCACAGUAACUGCCUGCUGUUGUUCGCACUUGUUUGUGCUGCAGCUUGUCCACAGGCCAUCAGUCCGCUCUGUCCUCCAGGGCUUACUGAAGAAGAGGCUUCUGCCUGCAGAGCACUGCAUCACCAAAGUUAAGAGGAACUUCAGCAGCGUAGCAGCGUCAUCGGGGAACCCGACGCUCAACGGAGAAGACGGCGUGGAGCAAACAGCUAUUAAAGUUUCCCUCAAAUGUCCAAUCACCUUCCGGCGAAUACAGCUUCCAGCAAGAGGACAUGACUGCAAACACGUUCAGUGUUUCGAUUUGGAAUCAUAUUUACAACUGAACUGUGAGCGGGGUACAUGGCGAUGUCCUGUAUGCAAUAAAACAGCGUUGUUAGAGGGACUCGAAGUUGACCAGUAUAUGUGGGGAAUCUUAAACGCGAUCCAAAACUCGGAGUUUGAGGAGGUGACCAUCGACCCGACGUGUAGUUGGCGGCCGGUGGCGAUUAAAUCUGAUAUCCACAUCAAGGAGGAUCCGGAUGGACCGCUGGCCAAAAGGUUUAAGACUAUGAGCCCCAGCCAAAUGAUCAUGCCCAAUGUGAUGGAGAUGAUAGCUCAGCUCGGCCCGGGACCGACACCGUACCCGUUAUUAUCUUCCCAGCAAGGCGGCAACAACAGUGAAUACGGCAGCCAAGGCAACAGUUACCAUGGGAGCUUUGACUUCCCCCACGGCGCCCCUGGUGGUACAUCGAUGAACGACUUCAUGCACGGCCCCCAGCUGUCUCACCCCCCCGACAUGCCCAACAGCCUGAUGAGCCAGGACAAGCCGCUCUCACACAACAUGCCCGACUCGAUACCUCACUCUGUAGGCAAUGACCAUUCGCAUGGUCCUCUGCAGAGCUUACAUGCAUCUCCACAUCCUGGGAGCCAAUCAGGGCAGCAGCUACACCACAACGGUCCUCCUCAGCCGUCACGACAAGCUCCGCCUCCUCAGCAACAUCAGCAACAUCAGCAACAUCAGCAACAUCAACAACAUCAGCAACCGCCCGGCCCCAACAACCAUCCCCACGGCGACCUGUCCUUUAACCCCUCGAGUAGUUUGGACAGCCAAGGAGUGUCGGACAUGCCCGAGCCUUCUUUAGACCUUCUUCCAGAGCUUGCUAACCCAGAGGAGCUGUUGUCGUACCUGGACCCCCCCCGACCUUCCCAGCAAUAGCAACGAUGACCUUCUAUCGCUCUUCGAAAACAACUGAGGCAAAUCAGACACAAACUUUUCUGACUGCCUGCAGUUUCCCCCGAGAACACCGGGCGGUCGCUCAGUACUUGAUAAACACAAAGAUGCACUCCCUUUCACUUCUUCCUCUUGUACAGUUUUCAUUGGCCAGCACAGAUUGACUGAAAGAGGUUCAAACUCCAAGAAACAGUGGGAUGUGAGGGGGGGGUUCCUCUCACAAUGUGGCGAUACUUUUGAACUGUGCAGCUAUACUCAGUUGGUUUUUUUACGCCACACACAGGUGUAUGUGUGCACAUUAGGAUCGUGUUGUAGCAUUUUUUUAUCCAUGUUUUGUGUCCUUUUGAGAAGAAAAAGGAAUUCACUGUAUAAAACAGAAAAAUAACUGAAAAAACCUGCGCUAUCUGGCCAGUGUGCGCUAAAUCCAUUUUGUUAUUCCAAACUGAGAGGCCACAGCUUCCUGGUGUCACAACUCCAUUCCCUGACUGGUCUUGUUAGCCGCACUGUUUGUCCACCACACAUCAUUUAAAAGCACAAGAGAUUUUGGCAAUGCAAAAAUAAAAAUCAGUCUUUACAAAAAUAAAAAAGGUCACUAAGAUCAGCCCUAUCUGUCCUUAUUUUUUAAAUGUUUUGGUCAAAAGGGUUUUGGGGAAUGAUUGGCUUUGUCUACAAUUGUGAUAUAUACAUAUUUUUGUCACCCUAAGGGAUGACAGCUGGAAGGUUUUUGGCCCCACUAAAACAGAAACAACGUUUAUAUUGCAUACCAAGAAUACCUUCUACAUAUUGUACAGUUAUCAUCCUCCUGUGCAGAGGAGUGACUUUAAUGGAAAUAAAAGAGAGAUCAGGGUUCCUGUAAAGAUUCUGCUGCGUUUAUCGCUACCUGCUACGACUCCUUCCAUGCCGUCUGCUUUGCAUUUUUGCAACAUUGCAUCUCUCUCCCUGUUAAAUGAUAUGCUGUUAAAGUAGUCUACAAAGUGCAUGUGUGCCAAGCCCUUGUCUAGUGAUGUUCCAAGUGGUUAAAAAAAAAGAUAGUGUGGUUUUUAUCAGUUGCUGUUUCCAUGGCUCUUUUUGUUUGUACAUUUGUUUUUGAUUUCUGUCAGAUUUAGUAUGAUUUAUUUAACACUAACAUUGAAGGGAUAAUGCUGAUAACAGCGAUACAUUCAUCAUGUAUUUGCUGGAUAUAAUGUAUUAUGUUUGUUUAUUUUCUUGUUUUUGUUGCUGCAAAAUUAAACUAUCCAUAAAUCGUUUGGGAAACUGCUCAAAAUCACCAAAGGUAGAGGGAUGAGGAUAAGGAGGUUUGUGUUUGCUUGGUCCUGUGUGUGACUGUGAGUGUGUGCAUGUGUGAGUGUGAGACUAUGUGAGUGUGUUUUUUAUUUUAUUGGUGUGAAGGGAGGAAAUAUUGAUUUCAAAGAUAUAGGGGAGGGAAAAAAGCAGUUUAUCCAUCAAUGCUGUUCAAGAAGUGAUUUUUAAAGCAGUAUUGGUGCAGACCUUUUGCCACAUUUGUUUUCAAAUUCACUUUGGAGAAGAGUGCUGUUCAGUAUGCAAAUGUAUUAUUUUUUAAGAAAAGCUAUUGUACUGUAAAUAUCAUUGUGAAUAUUUUUGUAUCAUCUUGAUAAUGUUUGUCCUUUGAUCAUUAGUCGUCCGACCUAACAACGUAUGCUCCCAGACUCCCACCUAACCACUGACUUUGUUUGUAACCAGCGUACGACAUCUCUCUCGCAUCCUUGUUGUGAGGAAGCCAGUCUAAAUGUCUCAUAAGCUAUUUCCUGCAGGUCGCGUCCCAUUUUGAUGUGUCCCGUCUUCCCUGCAUCAGCUCACGGUGAUUGUGUAGCAUCAUUUCAGUUUUCAGAUGUCAAGCUUGCAAUAUUUUAUUUCACGCUCAGAUGUAUUCGGUUGAAAAGUUUGCGUAUUCAUGAAUUUCUGUUAACAUUUGAUCAGUGAUACAAAACAGUAAUGUUUUUUUUUUUUUUAAAAAGACGUGGUAUCAGCUGGCUUUCAGUGUAAUUAGUGGGCUAUGUGAAUAUCAUAAUUGUUGCUAAUUGUCAAUACACAGUGGUAUUUUAAAGAUAUAUCACAACCAUAUUUUAAAGAAAUCCACAAUAUUGUUUAUAUUUUUGUUAAAGAAAAUGUGGCUUUUUUAAAAGGCACCAGACCAUAUACAUUUGUAUCCCCAUAUUUUGUUUUUUGGUAAAUUAUUUUGUAUUGGUUUUUCUUAUUGAUCUGUAAGGCUAGAAAUCCAAUUUAUUUCAACUGUAGCAUUGUGCUGAUAUAACCACCCUGGUUUAAUGUAAACAUUAUUUUAAAUGUCAUUUAUAAAAUAUUAUUUUUACCAGUUCAGCACACUGACAUGUUGUUUCAUAUUUAUGUCACAAAGACACAUCGAAUAAUCCCCCUUGAAAUUAUACACUACCCCAUUUUCAUCUUUCGUUAUCUGAAUUGAAACUUUUUGUUCAUUCCCAUGAAAGUCUUCAUCAUUUCACAUUUUGUUCUCACUUCCAAGUGAGCCAAUUUGAUCUAUAAGGCAGCACCCCAAAUCUGUUGAUGCACAAUCACUAUAAAAGGGCCAUUACUCUUGGGGAAUUGUUUAAAAAAAUAAAAAUGAAUACAAAAUACAGAGAGGAAGGGCACGUGCAUCAUUCUGGCCGGGAAAGGAUGUCGAGGGCAAGGCUAGAUCAAACGUCCCAAGGAUGACUGUAUAUAUGUAAAUGAUUAUAGAGACAUGUGAACAGAAAUGUAUUCAUGUUCCCUGGGAAUGUGCAUUGUUUCUUCAGAAUAAUAAAAAGCUUGCAACCCCUCUACUGGAAGUGGCUAAAUAUGGAAAAUGAAACUUGUUGGUGAAUGUUUGUGGGUAUCUUUCAGCAUUUUGUUCUCCCUCUGUAAUAUACUUUCACCUCUUAUGUCAGGGGACUGGGACAGCUAUGUUUUAUAUGUAAUAUUUAGCCUAAGUGUUCUAGUCUGUCACCUGCAUACACUGAGGUGCUAAAGCUAAAAAAGGAAGUAAAAACAAGGUUACAAGUAAAUUAUUUCGCUGGGGUGGGAGGAAGGUGGUGGGAGGGACUGGUCCAAAAGAUUGUAACCAAAUCCAUAGUUUGUACAAUUUUUUGAUAUCAUAAGAAGUUGGAAAAAUGACACAAUCUAAGGUUAUUCAUGCAAUGUGGCCAUUGUCUCUAUUGUGUACAUUGUAUGUACAAUCAUUUCAUAUUCUAAACUGGUCAGAAAAUAAAGGAACUAAUUGUGAUUUGUAGUCUUGCAGAACUGUAUGUAGUUAGAUGAUGUGACAACCUAAUAUUUAUCUAAUAAAUAUGUAUUCAGAUGAUA